Hylaeus volcanicus is the source of this 2332-nucleotide messenger RNA. RefSeq names its product GTP-binding nuclear protein Ran (gene Ran). The transcript is spliced from 3 exons. Gene Ontology annotation, cellular component: cytoplasm; nucleus. Gene Ontology annotation, biological process: protein import into nucleus; ribosomal subunit export from nucleus. Gene Ontology annotation, molecular function: GTPase activity; GTP binding. The record is from RefSeq and is a predicted model, not a curated record. Lineage: Eukaryota; Metazoa; Arthropoda; Insecta; Hymenoptera; Colletidae. The coding region runs from base 349 to 999 and encodes 216 amino acids.
UUUAUCGGUCAUUUUCACGUACACGUCACUUGCCGGGAAAUUUUGUACCUACGUCCUCGGAUUUCCAUAAAUUUCGAGCAAAUUAACCGACAACUUGUUCGAUCGUUUGUUAUUUUCACCUACAAGUGCGUGUAGUUAUGUUUCGAGAUUAGCGCGAAAGUCCCCUGUGUUACAACGGGAGGCGCCAUUCUCUUAGCAGAACGUGGUGACUUUCAACGUCGGCUUGCUGUUUGAGAGUGCGUGAUAAUUGGUCACCCGGCUUUCCGAGCUAACGUCGAAAGUACUAUCAACUAACGUUUCGAUUGACCGCUUCUUUGCUUGGAUAAAUCGUCAAAUAACAAUAUCAAAAUGGCACACGAAGUACAGGAAAUGCCAACUUUCAAGUGUGUCCUAGUGGGUGAUGGUGGUACUGGGAAAACGACAUUUGUCAAACGACAUUUAACCGGAGAAUUCGAGAAAAAAUAUGUGGCAACAUUAGGAGUAGAAGUACAUCCCUUGAUCUUUCAUACAAAUCGAGGGGCAAUUCGAUUCAACGUAUGGGACACAGCUGGCCAAGAGAAAUUUGGAGGUCUCCGUGAUGGCUAUUAUAUUCAAGGACAAUGUGCUGUCAUUAUGUUCGAUGUUACAUCAAGAGUAACAUAUAAAAAUGUACCUAACUGGCAUAGGGAUUUGGUUCGAGUUUGUGAAAAUAUACCUAUCGUACUCUGUGGCAACAAAGUCGACAUUAAGGAUAGGAAAGUAAAAGCCAAGAGCAUUGUUUUUCAUAGAAAGAAGAAUCUACAGUACUACGAUAUUAGUGCAAAGAGUAACUACAAUUUCGAGAAACCUUUCUUAUGGUUGGCGCGUAAAUUAAUCGGAGAUCCGAAUCUAGAAUUCGUCGCGAUGCCAGCUCUUCUUCCACCUGAGGUUACUAUGGAUCCACAAUGGCAACAACAAAUAGAAAAGGAUCUCAAAGAAGCUCAAGAGACUGCGUUACCAGAAGACGAUGAAGACCUUUAGUUUGUUAUACCACGCGUAUGAUAUGAACUGGGGGCAUAGCGUACAUGAACGCACGUUACGUUCUUGUGCCUCUCGAUAGGUCGAAGGUUCUUUCUUCGAAGGAAUUAAAAUUCGCGUAAAAAAUUUUGUUCGAUACCUAACGAUAAUAACGGUAAAAAAGUUUCUGUGAUUUCAUGUUUCACGAGCUUUGUCUUAACAAAAGGAUACUGGAAUUGAACGUUGCUUUUGCGUGCAUUAGAGAUUUGUGUGCGUGAACGUGUAAAACACGUGACCUCUAAUUUUGUACAAGUAUUGGAUAAUCCUAGCAUGAACGUACUUCUUACCGGUAUGAACGUACAAUUUUGAACAAUGCAUAAAUGUGUAAAAUUUUACGCAUCGAAACUAACAAUCGUUGGAUAUUCGUCGUUCUUGGCCUCAUAUUUUUUACUCAUGUAUUACGAAUGUAUAUGCGGGCGUGCACAUAAAUAUGUUCUAUGACACGAUGGCAUUCAAUAUAUUCAACGUGUUUUUUCCUUUGAGUGAUUUAAUUUCUAUCACUGCUUUUAUCGCACCUAAAUACGAAAAUGCAGUAUGUAAUAAACUUUUGAACUAACGAGGAUGCUAUUCCGUAAAUUGUGAAACUAAAGGAUUAAUAAUUCUACAAGAAAGAAUCUUUCGAUACUCAUAAAGUGCUGAUAUUUAGAAGUCACUGUUUACGCACACGCACGCAUUCACACAUACCCACAGACACUCAACAAGAAAGAACAAUCGCGGAGUAACUGAAUCUUUACCAAACGAUAACAUAACCUUUGCUGUUAUUUCACAUCCCGAUUACGCGAUGAUGAACAAAUAAAAUAAAAAAAAAGCAUUCAUGUAUAUGUACUAAUUGAUUGAACGGUGUAGCGAAUCGUCUUUGCGAGUAAUCCGCAACAUACAGACACACUGUUGUAUUUUGAAAUAAUGUUACAAUUGUAACGAAGCGCGGUUUGUAGCCAGUUGCGUCUGUCCACGAUAAUGAGGACUGUUUACUAUUUUUAUAAGCGAAGGUGAAUGUAUGAUUUAUUCGACUUAAAUUAUAUAAACAGUGUUUUUCUUUUAUAUACAAAAAUGUUAAUUUUGUUUGUGUGACUAGAGCGGUACAUAUGUCCUUUCCUUUCUUUCCCCCCUAGUGUGUUGCAGAUGAAAAUAUAUGAGUGCACGGUGAAAAGCGUACAUACACAAUUUACCAAGGUACUUUUAGCGAUUGAAGCAAACUGCAGAAACACGAGUGAAACGUAUCGUGUGUUUCAUUGUUCUGCUCGAAGCAGCUUGUACUGGUGAUGUAUUGGAUUCAAUAAAUCGUCCUUGAACUGUU